AUGCCUUCUUUGUCACAUCAACCGUCCAAUCCACCUUCCAUAUACACAAACAACACUAGCACUCAGAGCCCAACCAAUGCUAUUCAGUCAGCUGUUCCAUCCGUCAUGCCAUCUAUUCAGCCAUCUGUAUAUAUGCAGCCAUCUAGUUACCCUUCAGAUCAGCCAUCCAUUCUCCCAACACCACAAACUUCCAAUCGGCCUUCCCUUUUGCCUUCUCAAGCGCCAUCCGACCAAGAAUCCGACAUUCCCUCGUCACAUCCAUCGUACACUCCCACAAAAGGUACAGGCAUUCCAUCCAUGGCUCCAUCCAAUCAACCUUCUCAAACACCAACCAUACCAGCCACCACCGCCACUCCAACCUUUCUUCCCACUAUCUAUAGAGCACCCACAAAUAGUCCUACGAGAAUGCCAACGACAAUCAAUCCCACCAAUACACCCACGACAGCAGCUCCCACUCCCUGCAUUGCCAAUCGCACGAAUGUACUCGAGUACUAUCAAGUCUUUUUGGAAGCUUUCGACACAUCUGCCGUAUCGGAUGACGUGCUUAUUGAUGCCUUUCUAAACACUUAUGAUAGAAUUGCACCGGACGAAGGAUCUUGUCAAACAGCCCAUAUUCACCACAUUACAGUCGAUGUGGAUCGAACACAACAGCGAAACUUGCAACAACAGAACGACAAUGACAAUGCAGCCGAGGCCGCCAUUUCUAUUGAACGGGUGGGGUACUCGGUCUUCUCCAAACAAACGGAACCCGUACAAGGUCUACUCCCCAUGCCCACCAUGCGCAUUUCCUUUGUAGUACUCAUGAAUCAAUACUUUGCAGAUCAACAGAUUCCUCUCACGUCAUUGACCAUUCAACAAACAUCCUUUCCUAGUGCGGCGCCCUCCAUGGGGCCUUCUGUUUCGCAAGCACCGUCCCAAGAACCCUCCCGUGCUCCAAUAACAGAGCGGCCAACGACGAUCCAACCAACUUCCAAUCGACCAACGCCAAGACCGUCUCCUGAUCCCUCUGUAAUGCCGUCAUUAGAUCCAACACCAGGUCCUACUUUUUGGCCAACUUUUUGGCCGACACCUGGUCCCACACGGCAACCAACAGAGCCCCCUACACUUAGACCUUCACCUUAUCCCACUAAUUGGCCAACCCCAGGACCCACUACCCAACAACCAACAAUAAACCCAACUCCAAGUCCCACGCGGCAACCAACAGAGCCUCCUAUACCCGUCCAACUCUAG
Molecule: messenger RNA, 1230 nt
Organism: Seminavis robusta
Lineage: Eukaryota; Bacillariophyta; Bacillariophyceae; Naviculales; Naviculaceae
Source: the annotation of a GenBank genome assembly